Eimeria acervulina is the source of this 369-nucleotide messenger RNA. RefSeq lists its product as hypothetical. Lineage: Eukaryota; Apicomplexa; Conoidasida; Eucoccidiorida; Eimeriidae. The transcript is spliced from 3 exons. The record is from RefSeq and is a predicted model, not a curated record. The coding region runs from base 1 to 369 and encodes 122 amino acids.
AUGAAGUCGGCACUCUUUUUGUGUACAGCAGUUGCUGUUGCAACGCUUUCUGCCAUCGGCGCGGAGAGCAUCCCAAACGUCCCCAAAUGGGUGGAUGAAGCGAAGCUGGCGUACGCCGCCGAGAUCAAAUCUGCGUUGCCCCCUUUGGCUGUUAGCAAGGACUCGAAUACCCCACUGGUUGAUGUUCCCGCUCCGGUUGAUAUUGCAGCUCUGACUGCCGAGCUUGCACGCCUGGAGGAGUCCGAAGAAAAGUUUCGUGGCGACCGUCGUGCAAUUGCCUUCUUCGCUGCACUUAUCAUGGUUGGAGUUUUCCUCAUGUUCUACUUUACCACAACUCGGCUGGAACAGUCAAUCAAGGAAGCAAGGUAA